Messenger RNA from Fasciola hepatica (liver fluke), 207 nucleotides. The record is from the annotation of a GenBank genome assembly. NCBI's taxonomy places the organism in Eukaryota, Metazoa, Platyhelminthes, Trematoda, Plagiorchiida, Fasciolidae.
AUGGGUACGGUCUCGUCUGGCGAGGCUGCUAAAACCGGUAAUGAGUUGCCUAGUGGCCCCGUAACGGCCAACCAGUCUCGUCCUCAUCACUGUACGCCCUCUAUGCAUCAGAGAAUAGUUGGUAAGCAACAGCAGCAACAACAACAACAGUACCAGCCACAACAAUGUCAACCCACUUCUCAACAGCAAGAGGCUGCUCCAUCCUAA